AUGGACGAAAGUCAUUGGAAAAUGAUGACUAUGAUAGAAACAAUAGACGCUUUCAUAAGCACUGAAGAGCGCAUAAAUGAGAUGGUUAGCAAAACUCUGGAGGCCAGCGAUAGAAACGAAUUGCCGUGGAAGCAAACAUCUACAGUUACUGUUCCUAUUGCACAAAAAGGGUGUAUGUUUUGCAACUCAUCAGAACAUCGAGCUGUAGCUUGCCCUCGCUAUCGCACCAUCGCAGAAAGGCGCAACUUUCUUCUGGAAAAGAAUAUGUGCCUGAAUUGCGGACGUGAAGGGCACUGGGUUAAGGAUUGCUCUAGGGAGGGGUGCAGGACCUGCCAAGGGAAAAAACACAACCAAGUCUUGUGUCCUGAGAGGGUGGGGGCGCCUACAAAGAAACAAGACGCCAAUGCAGCUGUCAAAAAACCAACACCAGCACAGAAGAAAUGUGCACCGUCGCAACCGACCAAAAGUACAAAGCAUGUACCCGCUAAAGUCAUGCGAGCUCAUCCUGUACUUGCGUGCACUGACAGAAACAGCGCGAUUGACUGCGAUCCACAGGGUGUAGCAAUGAGUACAGAGACAAUCGCGGCACGCAGCAACCACGCAUCAGCACGCAUCAAAGAGGACAAUGUGUUCCUUCUAACAGGAAUGGGAAAAAUACGGAGCAUGAGAGAAAACGAGUGGCAGACGGUCGAAAUUCUCUUUGACACGGGAGCUGAUCAAUCGUACAUUAACCAGACCCUGGCGGAAAAUUUGGGCCUCCUGUGUAACGAAAGGAAACAACUUAAGAUAUAUACAUUCGGCUCCACGCUACCUACGACGGCAAUAUGUGGUAUCACACAGGCGGAGAUCAGCGAUAAUCUGGGGGAAAGUCACUUUGUUCGCCUACAUGUGAUUCCAGUGUUAACUGGAAGAGGUACAAGUAUGCACCUCACUUCACAGGAUUUGGAAUUCAUAACCGCUAACAAG
Molecule: messenger RNA, 966 nt
Organism: Ostertagia ostertagi
Lineage: Eukaryota; Metazoa; Nematoda; Chromadorea; Rhabditida; Trichostrongylidae
Source: the annotation of a GenBank genome assembly